AUGUAUGAUUCAAAUCGGAUAUCUUCGCGAAGAGUUUCGGUUGAUAAGAUAUCUACACAAAUGUAUAAUGAUUGUGUUACAUUAUUGACUGGAGGAGUUGUAAGUGUUAAUGAUGAAGAAUAUCGACGACAGCUAGAUGCACUUGUAGACAGUCAGGAAUAUACGGUAGCAUGCGAUGUAUAUGAUGAAAUACUUGGCCACAUGGAUUAUGCAGUUAUUAAUUUGCCAACUAAACGAAUACUGUUGACAAGUGAGCAAAGACAACAAGUGCUUGAAGCUGUUGUGGAACGAUUUAAGGAUGAUCGACAUCCGAUUGGUAGUUGUCUGCAGUUCAUACAAAAUAAUUACAUUGGAUUCCCUCCUGUCAUAAAGCUUAGAAACGCACUUUUGGAUUGCUUAAGUCAGAUUGCACCGAAUGCAGUUGAAGAUGCGUCAAAGGAGGGUGGUAUAAUUGGAUCAGGAAAUGGUUUUGGUAAGGUAGCAAGUGACGGAAAGGGAUUGGAGGAUGGCGGACAUGAAAUGAAGCAGUUUCGACGUCCAAAUGUUAGAGGGUCUCGAGGUUCCGGCUCAUCAAUCAUCAAUUUGAAUACGCCAAUACCAGAUAAUCAGUAUGAUGUUUUGGCGCAAGUUCUUGCUGGAAAAAUGAAUGUUGACGAUAUUCAAGAUUGGAUUAUCAAAGAGGCAAUAAAGACGCGUUUGACAGGUGAAUUUAUUGCUGAAUAUUGGGAUGGGCCUCGAGAAUUCUUGUCUGGUGGCUGGAGAAUUCGCUUAAAAAAUUCCAUGAAAGUGGUACCGAGAAAAAGUGAGGUUGAUGAGAUUUGGCGUCAGUGCAGUGAAACAAUGGGCCAUGACAGCUCUCAAAGACAAAUUCUUAACUAUCUUGAUACGAGAUAUGUUGGUAUAUCCACACGAUCUAGGCUGCGUUUUGCAAACAAGGACAUGUUAUUAAAAGGAACUCGGGUUCAGUUUCCAUCAAAACCACGCUGUAUUGGUAGUAAACCGAUGCAGUAUGUUCAGAUUGAUAUGAUUGAAAUGGAAAGCUCAGAAUACGGGGAUCGUUGCUAUAGUAUGGCCUUAUUGGUCACUGAUUUAUAUUCUCAAUUUGUAUUUGGAAGAGCGUUAGCUGAUACUGCAGACUCUUCUUUGUUGGUCAGACAUUUGAUGGAUAUUUUCGGUGCAUUUGCUCCGCCCGAAGCGUAUCGAUCGUAUACUAAUAAUGUGGUAAUCGGACAUGUAAUGAUGGACAUAGAAAAGCUAUUCAAAAUACAAAUAAAGAAUGUCGGUCAAGGUGUUAUGUGUCACUACAAUUUGCGGGCAAGUAUGUACAAACGAGCUGAAGAAGAACUAGGCAGUCGAGAACGUUGGGUAGAAUCACUACCAUUCGCUGUAAUCGAAUAUAAUCAACGGCCUUUGAAAGGUUUUGGCGAUGUUAAGAUUUCCCCUUUUGAAGUUAGUUCUUUUCCAAUUUCUAAAAUUCCUUAA
Molecule: messenger RNA, 1482 nt
Organism: Dracunculus medinensis (Guinea worm)
Lineage: Eukaryota; Metazoa; Nematoda; Chromadorea; Rhabditida; Dracunculidae
Source: the annotation of a GenBank genome assembly